Durusdinium trenchii is the source of this 2016-nucleotide messenger RNA. Lineage: Eukaryota; Dinophyceae; Suessiales; Symbiodiniaceae. The record is from the annotation of a GenBank genome assembly.
CCUACCACCUGAACCGCAUUCACUCUUUGAGACGACAGAUUCGACUGACAAACCGACGAUCGAAAGAAACUAACGACAGAUUGAAAGAGUGGUGGGAUUUGAGGCAACUAUUUGCUCAGGCGGACACGUGUAUUCAAAAACAGAGUUGGCCAUUGCCAAAUUCACGGUGUUAACAUUUUUUGCCUAAAAAGGGUUCCACCGUGUUGUUUUAAAAACCAACACAAAAGGUAGCAAACAGGGUGUGAAAAUUCUGGGUGGGUUUUCGAUGGUUGCAAGUUUCGUAGUGGUUUUGAUGUUUAAUUGAAACAAUUGAUUCAAGAGAUGGUUUAACUAAUCAUAACUUUUUCAAUCUCCAAAGAUUGCAACAACCAGUUUUGGUUGUGGUCAUGAAUGGGUUUUCUGGGGAGGUGAAAGCAGUCUUGCCUGAAACGGCAGGUGGCCAUGGACGAGGCGGUUCCGGUGGAUCCGGCCGCAAAAGCCGAAGAGCCGGAGGUAGUGCAGUCCGCAGGAGGCGAAGAAAAGAAAGGUGAAGAACCAUCGACCAGCUUCAAUGUGGACGCACCAGCCUUCCAACCCAGAGCAGACCCGGGCACGGAGGAUAUCAUGCAGAAGUUGCAACCGCGCCACAAGCAGAUGCUUCGUGGCUUUUACCAGGCCUACACCGGUGAGUAUGCGAGCUACUAUGUGGGCCAGCUGAAGACCUUCAAUGUGAAGAAUGGCUAUGGGUUCAUCGAGUGCAAGCAAGCAAAAGCAGACUGGGGAGUGGACGUAUUUGUUCACAAGAACAACGUUCCAACACCGUGGACGCUUGGGCAGCCCGUGGAGUUCGCAGUGCAAAUGAACCAGAGGGGGCAACCUCAGGCCUAUGACUGCAACUGGCUGCCCAGACUUCCACAGACCAGCAUUGUGACUCCAGGUACUGUGCCUGUUGUGGCAGGGAAGGGCCCCUAUUCCGGUUCAACCCCCGCCCAGGCAGCGGACAGCAAGGACAAGGAGAAAGAGAAGGAGAAGGAGGAGAUCGAAGAGAGCUUGUCGAAUGAGCCACGGCGUUUGGGGACCCUGAAAAGCUACUCCUCUCAGCAUGGCUAUGGCUUCAUUGCCUGUACAGAGACGCACCAGGCUUACAAGAGAGAUGUCUAUUUGGACAAGAGCCAAGUGGGCGCAACUUGGCAAUGGAAUCAGCUGCUGGAGUUCUCCGUGUCCUUCAAUGACCGUGGACAGCCACAGGCCAGACAGGUGAAUUGGGAGCCAGUGCCGCUCACUGGCGUGCAGCAAGCUCCCACCGCCAAGAGGACCUUUGCGGCCAAGACCAUCGAUCAGCUGAAGCGACUCCUCAAGCUUUUGCACGAGAAGAACAACGAGACGGCUGUUGUUACAGCCAUCGACUUGCAGGGAGGCUCUGGUGCUACAGAGACGAAUCAGGAUGACCCAGAUGUCGACUAUGUUUUUUUUGUGCUGGAUCGACUAGGCAACAAGGAAGAUGCUCUGAAAAGCAUCAAGGACUUCGUGAAAAUGCUCUUUGUGCUGAUGCUCUCUCGCAUGUUGAAGAUUCCAAGAAACGCACCGCGAACUACGCGACUGAUUGAGUGGUUCGAGGCCGUGGCACUCACCAUCCAGAUCAGUAGUGAAUCGGUGCAAAGCCACAUCCAGGAUGUGCUGCGACAGAUCAAUCAGCACAUCAUCCAUGCGGCGCAGGAGAAUUCCGAUUUGGCUGACAAGGCCACAUCUGAGAAGCUUCACGCUGCCCUCCAGCAGCUGAAGGAAAAGGCCAAAGUGAUUUAGCACAGCUGCGGUAGGCUUUGCACUUUGCCAAGAGAGGCCUACCGCUGCGUCGUUUUGCGACAGGCCCGGGCGUGCCCCGACGGCCGUUCUUGUGGAGGUUUUUGCUGUGUGCGAACGGCUGUUAGGCUCAGUUGGCCUUUCAAUAGCAAAAGCAGGUGACGAACCGUUCCCUGGAAGCAAGCUACCUCACACAUGUGUCCAGAGUCUAGACAUGAACAAGGCGAUUGGCAGGCA